AGAUAAUUAAAUUAAAGUUGAUUUAUGCUGAUAUGCUUUUGUUUUGUUGAUCUUAUUUGUUUGUUUGGGUCUGGUAACAUUACGCGCGAAAUCAGUUGGCGGGCCGAUCAAUAUUCAGCUUCAGUGGCUUCUUUCAGUCAGGUGUUUCUGUUUUUGCCUUUUAAUUUGUAGUAUUCGUUCGUCCAUCGCUGCAUACUGUAUACUGUGUAGCUAGUCAAUAAAUUCAUUUACUAGAGUGGUUUAUUUUUCUAUUAUAAUUAAUUAAAUAUUAGGUGAUUAAUUAUUUGUGUUCAUUUAACCAGGUCGCAUUGGACACUGAUCAUCAUGUAUGGCGAUAUUGAACGAACAUGGUACAAUCCGUGGCGAUGGAUGAUAAAGCCAUUACCGACUUACACGGACUUCUUGUAUAGCAAUCCAAAAUAUACAAAUCCUAUCUAUACACGAUUUAUCCAUACGAUUCCCAUCUACGCUAACCCAAUUUUUAGCCACUUCUGUCAUAAAGAUUCCAUUUACACCAGUUUUAAGAGCACUGAAUCGAAAUAUCUAAACUUUAUAUGCGUAAAAGCGUUAUGGGAUCAGGAUGAUCCCAUGUAUACUGAUCCUGUAGAGACUAGACCUACUAAUUCUGGACCAAUUUACACUAAUGCUAUGUAUAAACAUCCCAUGAACACUAUGAGUGUGUACACCACUCCGGUGCAUGUUACGGCUAUGCACGCUACGCCAAUGCAAGCCACGCGCAUCCACCCUAAGCCCAUUCUAGUACGAAACAUUCCAUGUGUAAGGCUCAGGAAAAUCGAAGAACCAGCUGUACAACAAAUCAAGACUCAGGUGAACGGCGGUUCAAGAUGGCUGUGUCCUGGUGACGUUCUUACCCUCCGCAUAAAUAGAUUCAUAAGACGAAUGAACGAACCUCUGGUAUUAGGUUAUACUGACCAUAUUGACGAUUACCAGCGAGCGUUUAUCAGAACAAUCGAUACUCAUUUUGAUGAAAAGGGUAAUCUUUUGACAGACGAGCUUAGGGCGACUGAAGCUCUUCUUGUUGGGAUUGGAGUACGUGAAAAGCCGUCCAAUUGCGGUGUGUGUCGACGGAUUUGCUCGACGGUUUGCAGCACAUGCCGUGUAGCGUACUUCUGCUCAGCACGCUGCAUACGCUACUUAGCUGCUCUCCAUGUACAUGAAUGUACCAGCAUGAGAAACUACCGCAUUCAAUUUUAUAUGGAACAAGAGCGGCUGCGGCGACGUCUGCGCGCCUAACUUGCAG
Messenger RNA from Spodoptera littoralis (African cotton leafworm), 1261 nucleotides. NCBI's taxonomy places the organism in Eukaryota, Metazoa, Arthropoda, Insecta, Lepidoptera, Noctuidae. The record is from the annotation of a GenBank genome assembly.